Penicillium samsonianum is the source of this 1422-nucleotide messenger RNA. It is a transcript of the gene cbf5, whose product is annotated as pseudouridine synthase CBF5. Gene Ontology annotation, molecular function: RNA binding; pseudouridine synthase activity. Lineage: Eukaryota; Fungi; Ascomycota; Eurotiomycetes; Eurotiales; Aspergillaceae. The record is from RefSeq and is a predicted model, not a curated record. The coding region runs from base 1 to 1422 and encodes 473 amino acids. Gene Ontology annotation, biological process: rRNA pseudouridine synthesis; box H/ACA sno(s)RNA 3'-end processing; mRNA pseudouridine synthesis. Gene Ontology annotation, cellular component: box H/ACA snoRNP complex. The transcript is spliced from 4 exons.
AUGGCCGUCGUCAAGACCUCGGAGAUGGACUACGCCAUCAAGCCUGAAGCGUCCGUUCCUUCCGUUGAUACAUCGGAUUGGCCGCUUCUGCUUAAGAACUAUGAGAAGCUGCUCGUUCGGACCGGUCACUUCACCCCUAUCCCUGCUGGCUCCUCUCCCCUGAGCCGUGACUUGAAGUCAUACGUCAGCUCCGGUGUCAUCAACCUUGACAAGCCCUCCAACCCUUCCAGUCAUGAAGUCGUGGCUUGGAUGAAGCGGAUCCUCAGAUCCGAGAAGACUGGUCACAGUGGUACCCUUGAUCCCAAGGUUACUGGUUGUUUGAUCGUCUGCAUUGACCGUGCCACCCGCCUGGUCAAGUCCCAGCAGGGUGCCGGUAAGGAGUAUGUCUGCGUGAUCCGUCUCCACGACAAGAUCCCCGGUGGCGAGGCCCAGUUCGUCCGCGCUCUGGAGACCCUGACCGGUGCGCUCUUCCAGCGCCCCCCUCUGAUCUCUGCCGUCAAGCGCCAGCUCCGUAUCCGUACCAUCCACGAGAGCAAGAACUACGAGUUCGACAAUGAGCGCCACCUCGGUGUCUUCUGGGUCAGCUGUGAGGCUGGUACCUACAUCCGUACCCUCUGUGUCCACCUGGGUCUUCUCCUUGGUGUCGGUGCCCACAUGCAGGAACUUCGCCGUGUUCGCUCUGGAGCCAUGGCUGAGGGCCCUGGUAUGGUCACUCUGCACGAUGUUAUGGACGCCCAGUGGGUCUACGACAACAACCGCGACGAGUCUUACCUCCGCAAGGUCAUCAGCCCUCUUGAGUCUCUGCUCACCGGCUACAAGCGUAUUGUCGUCAAGGACAGCGCUGUCAACGCCGUCUGCUACGGUGCCAAGCUCAUGAUUCCCGGUCUUCUCCGUUAUGAGGCCGGUAUUGAGUGCCACGAGGAGGUUGUCCUCAUGACCACCAAGGGUGAGGCUAUCGCCAUUGGUAUCGCUCAGAUGUCCACUGUCGAGCUCACCACCUGCGACCACGGCGUUGUUGCCAAGGUCAAGCGUUGCAUCAUGGAGCGUGACCUCUACCCCCGCCGCUGGGGCUUGGGACCCACUGCCCUUGAGAAGAAGAAGAUGAAGACCGCUGGAACUCUCGAUAAAUUCGGCCGCACCAACGAGGCCACUCCCGCUCAGUGGAAGAGCGAGUACAAGGACUUCAACCUUCCUAUUACCGGAACCGCCGCUGUUGCGCCCGCCGGUGAGACUAAGACCGAGACUGAGGCCCCCAAGGCUGAGUCCCCCGAGCCCGUGAAGGAGGAGGUCGAGGACAAGAAGCGCAAGCGCGACGGCGAGACAGCCGAGGAGAAGGCCGAGCGCAAGAAGAAGAAGAAGGAGAAGAAGGAGAAGAAGGAGCGCCGGAAGUCCAAGCAGGAUGAUAGCGAUGACAGCGACUAG